Molecule: messenger RNA, 3822 nt
Organism: Penicillium olsonii
Lineage: Eukaryota; Fungi; Ascomycota; Eurotiomycetes; Eurotiales; Aspergillaceae
Source: the annotation of a GenBank genome assembly
AUGUCUUCCAACGCCGAAGCAAGAGACAACAGUGAUCGGACUGUCAUACACGACGACGAAAAAGAUGAGAAGAAAGAAACGAAGCUGUCCGAGAGAAGAAAGACCCUCUCUAGAACAUUGUCAAUCCCGAAGACAAUGUGCAUAAUGUCUGAUACCAAAACCGAGAUAUCCACUGUGACAGAGCUACUCUCACCCAAAUUAAAGCUUCCCCAGCUGGGCGAUGAAUCUGCAGAAAGAGUCUUUCCAGUCCGAUCAGUGGUUUCCUUCGACUCGACGCCCUCAUCCGCUCUCCCUACGCCAUCUCUCGAGAAACUCGAAACGUCGAUAUCUCCAUUUUCGGACACUUUGCUUGGGGACCUCGGGAAUGAGAGGGCUAGCUGCAAACAGAGGGAUGCGCUGGGGCAAACCAAAUCCAGAGCAGAUAUCCCUAAGGCAUCGGAACAGACAGAUGGGCUGGAUCAAGAGAACAGAGAGGAUAACAGAACAGCAUCUAUGUCCACGAAUCCUCUUGCCGUUGAUAACAGUUCUAAAGAAGGGCUUCAAGCAAAAGUUUCUGAGAGAGAAGCCCUGGACUCAGAUCCAGACAGAGAUAAUCGGCAACUCUUGGAGGGUCUUCAUAAGAUCUUACGAAAUGGCAGUGAUAUUCUCGACAGAAGCCAAGCAGAAGAUCAGCCCUCGACCCAGAACAGUGAGAAUGUCUCUGUUCAGCCAUUUGGAGCCAUCCUCAUUGUUACAAAAACCCACGGAAAGUUUGAAGUCCAGGUAUCCAGCAGCAACUCCCAGGAGAUAAUUGGCCAUUCUCCAGAGGAGCUAUUCGACAUUCAAUCUUUUUGCGACAUAUUGGCCUCUCCACACCGAGCGAACUUCAUCGGCCACAGCAAUGCCGUUCUCGAUCAACAAUAUGACAUCGAAGAUUCUGGCCCAGAAGUCUUCCCGCUUUCUAUACUGUCCUCAAGCAACAUCUCUCUCGAUUUGUGGUGCACUAUGCAUACUGCUAGACUCCACAAGGAGUACAUCAUUUGCGAGUUUCAACCAGAAAGUGCAGCUUUCCCUUCCAAAGUCCAGGCCCAGAGUGAGGCAAUGUGCGAGAGUGAAAAAUUGGACUCGACGUCUGGGGCAUAUUUCGAAGACUUGGAUCCACCUGCCACAGGUGGAAGUAGUCAACCAAAAGCAUCAGAACUGCUAAAUGAAGUCCCGCGAACACUUCGGCGACUGGCGAAUGCCCAGAGCCUUGAAAGCUUCGUCCAUGAGACUGUUUCAAUUUUGCAAGCAUAUGGGCAAUUUGACAGAACGAGUAUAUAUCACUUCGAUGGCGAUCGCAAUGGAACAGUCCUCGCCGACGCCAACACGGAUUCAGAACUUGCUUCGUAUGGAGGUGUUCAUCUUCCAGAGUCCGCGUUUCCGGAAACGAUGAAAAAGAAGUAUACACGAAGCACGAUUUGCUUCUCAUAUUCUGCAAAGAAAGAUGGUGCACAGCUGGUGCGCCGUCCCUCUGCGAAGAGCACACCACUCGAUCUUUCGCACUCUUAUCUAUCUGCAAUGGCGAAUCCGUCAGGGAUCAACACAGAGAAUCCAGUGAAAGCCUGCCUCACUAUCCAGAUCAAUGUUUUUGGCAAGCUGUGGGGUCUUGUCUCAUGUCAGUCUUAUACAGACAAGAAGACGCUCCACCCUCUCAACCUAAAGCUUUGUUGGUUCAUUGCCGAAGCCAUCUCAAGCAAUAUUGAACGCCUAUCGUAUAGUCUACCCUUUCAAUGGAAAGACUCUAGUCAACUGUCACCCGAUACAGCUGAGUCUCAGGCAAUCAAGACUCCUUUGGGUGAUCUGCUCAGCUUGUUCGGGGCAGAUUAUGCGGCAGCGUCUAUACUUGGCGAAACCAAGAUUUUGGGCAGACCGACCGACUCACAGGAGGUCCUUGCCUUGCUCGAGUAUAUGAAGGCCAAAGAGAAUGAGACUGUCUGUUGGUCCACGGAUAUUGCUAGUGAUUUCCCCGAUCUCAAUUAUUCCCGUGGUUUUCAUCAUCUCGCUGGUCUGUUUUACGUUCCACUUUCGGAAGACGGACGUGACUUCAUCAUCUUCUUUCGGACAUAUUCUGGUGAUACUCGCACCGAGCAGACACCGCAGCGUCACGUUGAGCCCGAUGCGGAAACACCAAAGCGACAGCAGCUUUGGUCGACGGCGGAGAUUGGGAAAGCGUCCAUCCUGUCUCAAAUAUAUCGCACGUUCACUGAUGUCUGGCAAGAGAAGGAAAUGACAUUGCAGAAUAACCAAUUGAUGAGGCUUCUUCUUGCCAACUCUGCACAUGAGUUUAGGACUCCUUUGAAUGCCAUCAUCAACUUUUUGGAGAUCGCUCUCGAUGGACCGCUGGAUCAAGAAACGAGGGACAACUUAUCGCGGUCCCAUUCAGCAUCGAGAUCAUUGGUGUACAUUAUCAAUGAUCUUUUGGACCUGACAAACGCGGAAAACGGGCAACAACUGAUCAAAGAUGAGGUCUUCGAACUCUCCGAGACCCUCACCGAAGCCACCGACAUCUUCUGGGAGGAAGCGAGACAGAAGCAUGUCAAUCUGCAGGUAGUCCAGCAUGCUGCUCUACCCCCUGUCCUUGGCGAUCAGCGGCGUGUGCGUCAAGUAAUCACCAACUUGAUCAGCAAUGCAGUGCAGCAUACGUCUUCCGGGGCUGUCACGAUUGAGUCAUGCGUUGUCCCGGAGUCAUUGAACCCAGAUUGUAUUUCUGUGGAGGUCGCUAUCCACGACACAGGCUCUGGUAUGUCACAGGAGACGGUGGAAACGUUGUUUUGUGAGCUCGAGCAAGUGUCUCACAAAGGGUACAUGAAGAACCCGAAGGCCUAUGACCAGGCUAGUGACCAGUCUCAGCCUAAUGAGAGCGUCCUCGGUCUGGGUCUUGCUCUGGUGGCUCGGAUCGUGCGCAACAUGAAUGGUCAGCUCAGCUUGAAGUCGGAGGCAGGGAAAGGGAGUUGCUUCAAGAUCAGGCUUGAGUUUCCUCUUCCUGAGGAGAAUGAAAGCUCGGCUGGUCGCGACGACAAUAUGAAUACAAAACUCAAAGAUAAACUGAAGGAAGGCGAUGUGUCGAGUUGCAUGAAGAAGGAUGGGAUUCUGUGCGAAUGUGGUGAGACUCCAGAGUUCAGGUCUGGGGAACGAGGUGUCUACAUCGACGUCAAUCUGCAGACUGGGGAGAGUAGAACCCUCUCACUUUCUGCCCAGAAGAUCGAGAGUGAGGCAAACAACCAAGACCCUUGUGAUUCACCAUCCGAAACCACCGCCGAAUCACUUCACUCGUCGCCAAAAAGUCCUUCACUGAAAACUGCACCACAAACACCGACUGCCUCAUCACCAAUGGAUUGGAGUCUGCACGUCCUCGUUGCUGAAGACGAUCCCAUCAACAGCACGAUCAUGAAGAAACGCUUGGAAAAGUUCGGCCAUACUGUCCACCUCACGCCCAACGGCAAGGAAUGCUUGACCGUUUACAAGGAGAAUCCCAAUCGCUUUGAUGCUGUACUGAUGGAUCUGCAAAUGCCUAUCGUCGAUGGCCUCGGUGCAACGAGACUGAUCCGCGAAUACGAACAGCAGGAAAUAGCCAACGAGACGACCCCUGCACCUCGCAUUCCCAUCUUUGCCGUGUCUGCAUCUCUGUUUGAAGAGAACCGCAACGUUUACCUCAGGACGGGAUUUGAUGGAUGGAUCAUGAAGCCGAUCGAUUUCCAGCGACUCGAUCGGCUGCUUGGGGGCAUAAGGCACCAAUGGGUUCGAAAGGAACAUGCCUAUGUGCCGGGUGCGUGGGAGGAGGGAGGAUGGUUCAAGGCCUAG